Molecule: messenger RNA, 1662 nt
Organism: Gossypium raimondii (Peruvian cotton)
Lineage: Eukaryota; Viridiplantae; Streptophyta; Magnoliopsida; Malvales; Malvaceae
Exons: 2
Coding region: 77-1414 (445 amino acids)
Source: RefSeq, a predicted model, not a curated record
UCGCUUGGAGCUUUCGUUUUAAAACGAGGAUUCAACAUUUAAGUGGCGGCUCGCGGGGACACAGUAAUAGGAAAAGAUGGAAGAAGGAUCCGAAAUUUUGCAGCUCUACGAAAUUCAGUACUCGGAUCUCUUGCUUCUAUCAUCUUCUUCCUCAUCGUGUUCGCAUUAUCAAGAGAAAAUGAUAAUGGAAAACCUGGGGCCGACGGGCCCUGGCCUCCUCGCUAUUACAAACGUUCCCGACGCUUCGCUUCUCCGACGAAAGCUCCUCCCUCUUGCUCGCAAGCUGGCUCUUCUUAGCCCCGAUGAUCGCAAACGUAUUCUCAGAGACCACAACUUGGGGAGUGAUGUCCCAUUGAAAAACCCAGAUAGGAAUGUCUCCUCUUUCGCGAUGCAGCUCAAAUAUGCUCAAGGUACGGAAGCCAUUGAAAGUAAACCAAGCGACGGAGUAGGUAGCCAUUUGAAUUUGGAAAAUGAAACUAUGGGUAGGACCAGUGAUAUUGAGGAUGAUGUAUUUGAUAAUCUUGAGAAUAUGUUCAAGGCACUAGGAUUGUGCAUGAUGGAAAUAGGGCUCUGUCUUGCUCGAAUAUGUGAUAUGGCCAUUGGAGGCAAUGAGCUUGAGCAAAGCUUAUUGGAAUCAUGUGCUGCAAAAGGACGACUUAUACAUUAUCAUUCAAUGGUUGAUAGCCUUGUUCUUAGAGAAGCUGGUCCAAAGAAGGGAUCGAGUAAAAGAAAUGCUAAUAAUCAUGCAAGAAGCAAGGAGAAUUUAUUGAAAGGUGCUAAUUUGGACACAAAUGGUAAUGAAGUUAGGUUACGUGAAAUUCAUCCCAACCUAUGGCAACAGUGGCAUUUUGACUAUGGUAUCUUCACUCUUUUGACUGAUCCCAUGUUUCUCCUGUCCUCACACCGAACAACAGUAAAAAGUGAAUUUUCCAAUUCUAGCGGUCAAGAAUGUGCUUCACCAAGUGGGCAUUCAUACUUGCAGGUUUUUCACCCUAACAAGAAUAAAGUCCUCAUGGUGAAGGCCUCUCCUGAAAGCUUCAUUGUUCAGGUUGGUGAAUCAGCAGAUAUCUUAUCCAAAGGAAAGCUACGGUCUACCCUUCACUGUGUGCGUAGACCAGCAAGGUUUGAAAAUUUAAGCAGAGAAACUUUCGUUGUGUUUCUGCAGCCUGCUUGGAGUAAAACUUUCUCGAUCUCAGAUUACCCCAUGGAACAUUACAACCCAAGCGUUCAUCAUUUGGAACAAGCUGAGGACCAUUACUUUUCUGAUCAAGACCAAAAUGCACUAACUCAGGAAAUUCAAAAAAUAGUUCCACCACUUUCAGCACGAUUGAAGGAUGGGAUGACAUUUGCAGAAUUCUCACGUGAGACUACGAAGCAGUAUUAUGGUGGCAGUGGUUUACAAUCUAAUAAAUGAUUAGCUCAUCUGAUAUCUUUCCUCCGUGGGAACAUAGGAUUUUCAUGUUGGUAGGGCUUCGGCUUUCAUCAUGUAGGUAUUGUUACAAGAGUUUUAGUCCUUAUACUUCUCUCACAUUCAGAUUCACUUACUCUUAUUGUUCCCUCACAAAUAUGCGUGCCUAAUGCAGUGACUCAAUUGUUUUUUCUUUUGCAUAAUAGAAAUGUUGUUCUAUAUUUUCUGUAUUUAAUAAAUGUUCUGUUUGACUC